Messenger RNA from Amoebophrya sp. A25, 480 nucleotides. NCBI's taxonomy places the organism in Eukaryota, Dinophyceae, Syndiniales, Amoebophryaceae. The record is from the annotation of a GenBank genome assembly.
UGUAGAUUUAGAUGGGAUUGAAGACAGCACCUCUCCAAGAACAGCAGCAUCUUCCGUUACUAGAGCUGCAGGGUCGAAAGACGCUUCUUCUAGUACACGACCUAGUACUUCUGCUAGUACGAAUAGUACAAGAGCAGACAGAGGACGAGACAGAGAUUCCAGCACAACUCCUGUGACGAUGAUUGAGAUGACUCCACUGCAUUUAAGGGUAGGUUAAAGGUGCUUUUCUUACCGCUUUUUAUGCCUCUCUCCCUUAGGAUGAGAAAGGCAUAACAAGCGGGGCACUUAAGCGAGCACCAAAAACCUACCUCUAAUGCAUCACCGCGCUCUUGAUCCUCUAGUCUUGCUGGAGCAAAUAGUGGCCCAAAGUAGCGACUCUGACUUUCCUUUGUCGGCGGAUAUGAUGCAGAGGUUGUUGGAUGGAUUCGAUAAAGUGCAGAGAAAGCAAUGUAAACAGGCUCUGUGUCGGAUACGUGUUGG